CCUCUUCACGGUAGAUAGAGAAGAAGGAACAGAGGAAACAAAAAAAAAUCCAUCAAAGCUCGAAUCUUUGAGUUUUGAAAUCCAACUGCUGUACCUCAAAAUCUUUCCGAAACCCAGAUUGAAAAUCCCUCGAUUCUUCAAUACCCAGAUCUCGAUUUUCCCAACCAUUUCUUUUCUCCCUCUCUGUUUCUUUUUUCUUCGUUUCUUCUUCUCUGGUUCGUUAAUGGCGAUUUCUCCAUCGCCGAUCAUCGUUUGAAGGUUUAGUCGAGCGGCUCCUCUUCUCCGAGUUGAGGGAUUUGGAGUGGGGAUUCGAUUGUUCUCAGAGCUCCUCUGUUUUUCUUUUCCUUUUCAUUUUCCCGGCGGGAAAAAGGAACAAUGAUAGUGGCGGCGCCGGCGGCGAAGGACAGAGUGAAAUUCAACGUGGGCGGAAGAAUCUUCGAGACAACAAGCACCACUCUAGCCAACGCAGGGAGGGACUCCUUCUUCGGCCCUCUCUUCGACGAAAACUGGGACUUGAAAGAUUCCAGUCAAUCCGCCGGCGGCGGCGAAUUCUUCAUCGACCGGAAUCCGGACUGCUUCGCCGUCGUCCUCGAUCUCCUCCGAACCGGCGACUUAAACAUCCCGCCCAACAUCCCAGAGCGCCUCCUCUACCGUGAAGCCUCCUUCUACGGCGUCCUCGACCAUGUCCGCUCCGCGAAAUGGGGUCCGUUCGACGGAAACCGCCUCCGUUACUCAAAAUCCAUCUCCGGCACCGCUCCCGGCGACGGCACAGCCAUCCGCGCCGCCCCAGACGGAGGCUGCGCCGUCGCACACGGCAGCAUCGUUCACGUCUACGACUGGAUGUUGUCAGAGGAACACCCGCCUCUGACCCUCGACCACCAGCGGGUCAACGACGUCAUCUGGGUCGACCCGGAAAAUCUCGCCGUCUCCGCCUGCGAGCGGCUCGGCCGCGGCGACGGCGGAUUGGGUAUGUUCAACAAAACCUCCGGCCAGCUCCGAUUCAAAUUCCAGGUCACCCACGACAAUCAAGUCAAGAGCUUUACCGCUGGAGCUCUGGCCACAGCACAAAAUCCCAACCACAGAAUCUUCAGCAGCUGUAAGGGGAGGAGCAACGAGUACGGAAUCGGAGUGUGGGAUCAAUUCACCGGAAAGCAAGUCGAUUUCUUCUACGAAUCCCCCGGAUGGUCUCUGGGCGACGCCGAUCGGCUCCAAUGGCUGGAGGAAAGGAACUGUCUUUUGGUGGCUACUCUGUUCCCCAGAAAGGACAAUUGCUACAUUAGUCUGCUCGAUUUCAGAACCAAGGACAUGGUGUGGUCGUGGUCGGACGUCGGAGCUCCGAUGACCGUCGACGAGAGGCGGGUCCGGGACGGGAUAGCCAUGGAAGGCAACAAUGCCAUAUGCGUGGUGAACGAGUAUGAAGAUUUAGGGUUUAUGGAUUUGAGGAUGAACGGCGGCGCGAUCAGGUGGAGCUCGAGGAGUCGGUUGAUCAUGAAAGGCAGGAUGCCCGACGACGAGCCCUGUUACCCGAAGCUCGCGCUUCACGAUGGGGGCCAAUUGUUUUCGUCGAUGAACGACUGCAUCUCGGUAUUCUGUGGUCCUGAUAUGGUCAUGACCUCGAGGCUUCGUCGAGGAUAUGGAGGAUCGAUCUGCGAUUUCUCGAUCGGCGGGGAUAGGUUGUUUGCUCUUCAUAGUGAGGAGAAUGUGUUUGAUGUUUGGGAGUGUCCUCCGCCGCCGGUGAUCUGAUUUUUUGAUGAUCAUGUUCCUCAAAGUUUGGAACUUUGUGUUAUGUGUUGGAUUGAAAAUGCUAACUUGGCUAGUACUAUAGAGAUGUGACAAAGGGUGGGAAUAGAAUAUACUGAAAUGUGUGGUGUUUUUCUUUGUGCUCAUUUAUAGGCUAAUAGAGAAGGCAAUAGGAUUUUGUUUUCUUCUUCUUCUUCUUCUUUGUUUCUGGUGUGGACAAUAGUAGUAGCUUCUUACUACACUACAUAUGUAAGUUUGGGCAUUUUUAUAGCCAUGGUUUGUAGGAGUGAAAUUCAAGAGGUUUCUCAAUCUGGGUUUUGUUCAUUUGGUACACAUUGUGCUGUUGCAAGUGCAAAGAUGAAAGCUUUGAUGGGUUGUUGUACAUUUCAAAUGUGUAUAUAAUAUGUUUCUAGGAAUAUGUUAACUCUCGUAGAGGUGGGUGGUUCAUAAAUAAGAUGGUGCCACGUUUAUGAUGAGCAGUUGAGUACUAUGCAAAAUAAUCGAACUAGAUUCAAAAUAAGGAUACAGAACCCAACAUGACAUGAUUUAUUAUACACUAAAACGGUAGAAACAAUUCAAUUUCGUAUCGUAAAUUGAAAAGCGAGAAUAAUUAUGAUCAUAUUCAAAAUUUUGAUUGAAAGUGAUGGUCGGAAAACAAACGUGACAUAAUUUUCAGAUUAAAGUGGGAAUGAAGGAUCCAAUUUCAACCUUAUUCGAAAUAUAAGAAUAAACGCGAU
This is a messenger RNA of Linum trigynum, 2477 nucleotides long. The record is from the annotation of a GenBank genome assembly. Lineage: Eukaryota; Viridiplantae; Streptophyta; Magnoliopsida; Malpighiales; Linaceae.